Oryctolagus cuniculus (rabbit) is the source of this 942-nucleotide messenger RNA. It is a transcript of the gene SOD1, whose product is annotated as superoxide dismutase 1. Gene Ontology annotation, molecular function: copper ion binding. NCBI's taxonomy places the organism in Eukaryota, Metazoa, Chordata, Mammalia, Lagomorpha, Leporidae. The record is from RefSeq and is marked validated. Gene Ontology annotation, biological process: superoxide metabolic process.
CAGGGUGGGCGGGGCGCAGCGCGGCGGCCUAUAAAGCAGCCGGGGGCGCGUCGGGCUCGGUUUGCGUCGGCGCGUCCUGCAGCGUCUCCCGCCGCCUUCGCUGCCCGCACCGGAGCGCGCCGCUCGGGAGUCAUGGCGACGAAGGCUGUGUGCGUGCUGAAGGGCGACGGCCCGGUCGAGGGCACCAUCCACUUCGAGCAGAAGGGAACAGGGCCCGUGGUGGUCAAGGGACGCAUAACAGGACUGACCGAAGGCCUGCACGGAUUCCAUGUCCACCAGUUUGGAGAUAAUACACAAGGCUGUACGAGUGCAGGCCCUCACUUUAAUCCUCUAUCCAAAAAACAUGGGGGACCGAAGGAUGAAGAGAGGCACGUGGGCGACCUGGGUAAUGUGACUGCAGGCAGCAAUGGUGUGGCUGAUGUGUUAAUUGAAGAUUCUGUGAUCUCACUCUCGGGAGAUAUGUCCGUCAUUGGCCGCACGCUGGUGGUCCACGAGAAAGAAGACGACUUGGGCAAAGGUGGAAAUGACGAGAGUACAAAGACCGGGAACGCCGGCAGUCGUUUGGCCUGUGGUGUCAUUGGGAUCGCCCCCUAAACAUUCCUGCCAUGUGGUCUGAGUCCCAGGAGCUCAUCUGUUAGCCUGCUGGUUGUAGACAUGUAACCUGAUGCACAUUAAACACUGUCACCUGCAAGUGUCAUGCAGUGAUGUUUCCUAAGUUGCUUUCAGUACCUGUGGUGAAACUGAUUUCUGAAUCCUUGGAAGAUUUGUAUGGUUUUAUAAAACUCAUAUUCAAUUAAAAUGUCUGUUUGAUGUGUGUAUUUUGCCAGACUUAAUUACCCGUGCGUGUACACUGAUUGUCUGAAUUCAGUUCUGCAGCCCUGUGAAUAAACACUGUGUGGCACUUCUUUCGAGCCUAUUAAAGAAUCCAAACUGAAAACCCGA